AUGUCGUUCAAGCUUGGCCUCUCAGGGUCGGCGCAUUCGACCACGCAGCUGAGCGACCAUGUGCUGCCGUCGCACGCGAGCGUGCACCGGGCGGUUGCGAACGACGGCUACAACGACUUGACGCUGAACCUGAUGAGCACGCUACGGAACAAGCACAAGACAGAGACCCAGGGCCUGGGGCGCGACUACUGGCUCGACGACUCGUCGGCGACGAAGUGCCGGGCCUGCGACCGCACGUUCACGACGUUCCGCCGCAAGCACCACUGUCGGAUCUGCGGCAAGAUCUUCUGCAGCAGCUGUACUACGUUCAUCGACGGCGACAAGUUCAACCAUCCGGGCAAGAUGCGGGUGUGUCUUUUGUGUCUGAAACUGGCCGAUCGGUACCAGGAGUACGCCUCGAGCGAGGACGAGUCGGUGGGCGACGAGUCGAACAGCUCGACACAGGUUUCGGAGACGCUCUCGCCCGUGCGCGCGGACUCUGAGAGCCGCGACACGCAGUCGCUGGCGGCGACGGCGGACGAGCAGUUUGUGCCGCGCUCUGCGCCGACGCCGCCGCCGAUGAUGGCGAUCCCGACGACGCGCAAGGGCGAGGCGAUCGAGAUCGACAUCCCGCGCUCGAACUCGGUCAGCCGACAAGAAGACGCUGACGCCGCUCAACUUCACGGCGGCGGCGGCGAACGCGGCCGCCGACGCCGCGUCCUCGAUCUUCAACUUCGGCACGGCGAUCCUGCCGGGCAACCACCAGCCGUCCGCCGACUCGCGCCACGACGAGGAGUACGCGCUGUCGGCCUCGCACACGCUGCUGAGCUCGCCGUCGGAGCUGUCCGACGACGAGGACGAGCCGGGACUGCUGGCGUUCACUUCCGUGCACUCGAACCCGCUCAACAACCACGAGUUCAACUGGACGUACCACAGUCCGAACGCCGGCAUGUUCAAGCUCGAGGACGCGGGCAGCAUGACGGGGCGCAAGGUGUUCCGCACCAACAGGGCGCGGCGGCCGACCAACUUCCACCGGCUCAAGCACCGGCGCAUGAGUCGCAGCGGGACGCGCGUGGCCAGCGACGCGAGCUCGAGCCCGCCGUUUGGGCGGGCGGUGUCCGGCGGGUUCGGGCUCGGGUUCGAGGAGUUCGAGUUCAUGGACGACUUCCUGCGCGCGGGCGAAAACCAUGCGCGGCAGCUGCUCACGCAGCUGCUGACCGACCGCCGGGUGGAGCACAUCGAGGUCUGGACACGGACGCUCAUCAAGUGUCUCAAGCGGAUUUCCAGCGUGCCCGUGGAGCUGGCGAACGGCGAGAGCUUCGACAUCUCGAACUACCUCAAGCUGAAACGGAUCCCCGGCUCCUCGAUCGAGGACUCGGGCGUGCUGGACGGCGUCGUGUUCUCCAAGUGUCUGCCGCUCAAGACGAUGGCCGACAGCAUCCAGAGCCCGCGCAUCAUGCUGGUGACGUUCCAGAUCGAGUACGAGCAGGAGGCCGACACGCGGUUCUCGAGCCUGGAACCGCUCAUCGCGCAGCAGGACGAGUAUCUGGAGAAGCUGGUGGCGCGGAUCGUGGCGCUGCGGCCGAGCGUGGUGCUGGCCGAGAGCACGGUGAACGGCUACGCGCUGAAGCUGCUGGCGGACGCGGGCAUCACGGUCGCGUUCAACCUCAAGCCGCAGCUGCUGCGCAAAAUAGCGCGCAUGACCAAGGCAGACGUCGUCAACUCGAUCGACAAGCUGGCCACCAACCCGGUGCUGGGCCGCUGCGGCAAGUUCGAGGUGCGCUCGUACGUGCACGAUUCGGUGCGCCGGACGUACGUGUUUCUGACAGGCUGCAACCCGGAGGCAGGGUUCACGGUGGUGCUGCGCGGCGGCAGCAGAGAAGAGCUGGCAAAGGUGAAGGAGUGCGCAACGCUGAUGGCGUACGUGUUUUUCAACGUGAAGCUGGAGUCCGGGCUGAUGCGCGACCAGUGUCUGCAGGCGGGCGACUACGACUUCCACCCGGCGGUGGAGCCGCUGCACAGCAUGAGCCUGGGCAGCUACCGGGACGUGGAGCGCGCGUUCGACGUGCGGAUCCUGUCGUCGUCGCCGUGGGUGCGGUUUGA
Messenger RNA from Ogataea haglerorum, 2082 nucleotides. RefSeq lists its product as uncharacterized. Lineage: Eukaryota; Fungi; Ascomycota; Pichiomycetes; Pichiales; Pichiaceae. Gene Ontology annotation, cellular component: fungal-type vacuole membrane; endosome membrane. Bases 1 to 2082 code for a protein of 693 amino acids. Gene Ontology annotation, biological process: phosphatidylinositol phosphate biosynthetic process. Gene Ontology annotation, molecular function: 1-phosphatidylinositol-3-phosphate 5-kinase activity; metal ion binding. The record is from RefSeq and is a predicted model, not a curated record. The transcript has 2 exons.